AUGAAGAAAGGUGUGCUCACAAACGUGUGGCACAUCCCAAAGUUAUCCAGAAACCUGUUCUCGGUCGGCCGCUUCACCAAGGAUGUCGGCCCAGUGACGUUCACGAAGGAUGGGUGCUAUGGAGAAGCGAAAGGGACCAAGUGGAAAAUUGGUGCCCGUGAAGGUAAAGGACUGUUCAAGCUGCAAAUGACUCCAGUGGCGCCGGAACAAGCAAAUGCAGCCAAGUCGUCGGGAUGUCAAGGGGGCACCAAGUCGUACCUCUGGCACCUUCGGCUUGGCCACAUAGGUCACGAUGGACUCAAUUGCAUCGUGACGAAGAACAUUGGAAUUGGCAUCGACAUAUCUUCGGUGAAGAAGUGGGACGUGUGUGAAGGUUGUGCUCUGGGAAAACAGACUCGAGUGCGCUUCCAAUCAAACACUACAGCUCGCACCUCCAAACUCCUCGAAGUGAUUCACAGCGACGUAUGCGGACCGAUGUCGAUGGCAACUUUCAGUGGAAAACGGUACUUCGUGACAUUCAUUGAUGACAAGUCAAGAUACUGUGUCGUCUAUCUGCUCAAGAGCAAAUCUGAAGUUGCGGCGAAGUUCAUGGAAUACGCUGCGAUGGCCGAAACGCAAACCGGAAAGCGCGUGAAGUACCUUCAAAGCGACAAUGGGGGUGAAUACAAGUCCGACAAGCUGGCACGAUUCUGCGCGGAACGGGGAAUACAACAAAGGUUCACACCCCCAUAUACUCCUCAGCUAAACGGAGUAGCUGAGAGAAUGAAUCGCACGCUGGUCGAGUGUGCGCGUUGCAUGAUGGAACACGCUGGACUGGGAAAGAGCUACUGGGGUGAAGCAGUGAUGACGGCGAUGUUUCUUCGAAACCGCUGUCCAACACGUGCCAUUCACCAAGACAAGUCUCCAUAUCAAGUGUGGACGAUGAAGAAACCGAUUCUGGCCAACCUUAAAGUGUUUGGAUGCCACGCGUAUGUUCAAGUGCCUCAAGACAAACGCGCGAAGUUCGACUCCAAGUCAUCACUCUGUCGUUUCCUGGGAUACGCCGAACACCAGAAGUCAUAUCGAUUUGAGGAAGUGUCAACAGGAGCGAUCAAGAUCAGUCGCGAUGCCACAUUCAUGGAAGACAAGUUUGAUGAAGGUCCGCGCAACUACAACGAUGAGUCAAGUGUCGUUGAGUUUGAUGAUCAUGAUGAGGACGAAGAAAAAGAAGAAGGUAAAACUGACGACGACAUGGACUCGAGCGACGAUGACAACGAAGACACCAGGUCUUCGAAGAGCAACAUCAAGAGACACACGCGCACUCAAUCACUUGAGAAAGCUACCGUCAUUCCAAGUCCCAAGCGAAGAACAUACAGAGGUCCGUCGCUUGAGCAUGUGUCAGCGGCUGCAAUGGAUUUUGAAGCAGCCUACAUCGUUGAUUCAGUGGGAAACGCCGACUACAUUCAAAGAAACGACACGUGGGAAAUCGUGCCUCUUCCGAAAGGUCGCAAGGCCAUCGGGUGCCGAUGGGUUUUUCGUGUAAAGGAGAAUCAAGAUGGCGAAGUUGAACGUUUCAAGGCAAGACUUGUGGCCAAAGGAUUCUCACAGGAAUUCGGAGUUGACUAUGAAGAAACUUUCGCACCGGUGGCCAAGUUCACAUCGAUUCGUGUGGUGCUCAGUAUGGCGGCUAAGUACGGCCUAAUGCUACAUCAGAUGGACGUCAAGACAGCGUUUCUUAACGGCUCCCUCAACGAAGACAUCUACAUGGACCAGCCGGACGGAUACCUGGAUGCAACACAGCCGGACUAUGUGUGCAAGCUAAAGAGAUCACUCUACGGCUUGAAGCAAUCGCCUCGCAUGUGGAACCAAACAAUCGAUGGGUUCAUGAUCAAGAUGGGAUUCAAGAAGUGCGAAUCGGACCACUGCAUCUACAUCAAGCGAGACGACCAAGACAUGAUUCUCGUGGUGCUCUACGUCGAUGAUCUCAUCCUGGCCAGCAGCAACAACGAACUCCUCAAGUCAACCAAGAUGGCGCUGAGCAAACGCUUCGAAAUGACGGAUCUCGGUGAGCUCGAUUACUUUCUCGGCAUGGAGAUCAAGAACGACCGUAAGACGGGAAUGGUGACUGUACAACAAACCAAGUUUCUCAAGUCCGUGUUAACCAAGUUCGGAAUGGAUAACAGCAAGCCAGUGAAGACGCCUCAAGAUCCCGGCCUGAAGCUAACCAAGAACAUGUGUGAACAAGAAUGCAAGCACGAAGACACCAUGUGCAACGUGCCAUAUCGAAGUGCUGUCGGAGGCAUCAUGUAUCUCAUGGUCGCCACACGUCCGGAUCUAGCUGCUGCAGUGGGAUCAUUAUCCCAGUUCUCGUCCGACCCAUGCCCGACUCACUGGCAAGCUUUGAAGCGUGUGCUGAGAUACCUGCAAGCAACGCCCAAUCAUGGUCUUGAGUUUACACGUGAAGAAGGAAGCCGUAUCUGCGGGUACACCGACGCAGACUGGGCCGGCGACAUUGAGUCAAGACGAAGUACAAGCGGCUAUGUGUUCAUGAUGAGCGGAGGAUGCAUCAGCUGGAAAAGCCAGAAACAACGGACGGUCGCGCUAUCUUCAACAGAAGCAGAAUACAUGGCGCUUUCCGAAGCAACCAAAGAAGCAGUAUGGCUCAAAGUGCUUUUGGGGGAACUUGGUGAGAUGACAAGCGACGAAGCGAUCAAGAUGUAUGAAGACAACCAAGGAUCAAUCGCUCUCGCCAAGAACCCGGAGUUCCAUAAGAGAACAAAACACAUCGACAUACGCUACCAUUUUGUGCGUGAGAAGGUGGAAUCAGGUGAAGUCGUUUUGGAGUAUUGCCCGACUCAAGAUAUGCUGGCAGACAUGAUGACCAAGCCGAUCGCCGCUGUACAAUUUGAAAACAUUCGCGAUCGACUUGGGAUCCAAGGUGCCGCAGCUAACGAGUCGAGAGGGAGUGUUGAAAAGACAGCGGCUGUGAAGAAGACACCUCGUCAAGCUGCGUCAAGUGUUGAAGCAAGUGGAAGACCAAGCUUCGCUAUACCGGUGGGUACCGGUAUGUACCAGUAA
This is a messenger RNA of Peronospora matthiolae, 3057 nucleotides long. Lineage: Eukaryota; Oomycota; Peronosporomycetes; Peronosporales; Peronosporaceae. The record is from the annotation of a GenBank genome assembly.